Plasmodium inui San Antonio 1 is the source of this 720-nucleotide messenger RNA. RefSeq lists its product as hypothetical. NCBI's taxonomy places the organism in Eukaryota, Apicomplexa, Aconoidasida, Haemosporida, Plasmodiidae. The coding region runs from base 1 to 720 and encodes 239 amino acids. The transcript has a single exon. The record is from RefSeq and is a predicted model, not a curated record.
AUGGGGAGAAACGACGCGUACAGGUGUAGAGUCCUCCUCUGGCAGAUCUGUAGAAGGACGUUUGUUCCCACGCCCCCCUGGGGGGGAAAGUCAAUCCAGGGAUUUGUUCCAAAGCUGGGGAAAGUGGCACCCACAGAGGGAAAACAGAGGACACAAACGGAUAAGAGAACAUUCUUCCUCACUCUACACACAAAAGGGAAAGAGAGCACAGAGUUGAAACACACAAACGCAUCCCCUGCCACUUCGAAAGUACGAACCACCCUGAACAAGUACAAGAUACACAUAAUAUACUAUUCAGUUUUUUUCUCCCUAUUUUGUAUGUUCUCAUACUGCGUUAUAAAUCUACUAAUUAUGGUUCUUCACGAACCACAGUCUGUAAAAAUGGUGAAGGAGAGGGUCUUAAUGGACCAGGCGUUGGUAGAAGAGUAUGGGAAAGUCACAUUCUCUCGCUUCUGGACUGGCCAUAUAAAUGAGAAUGACGCCAGAAUAAUUAUUAAUAUAAAAAGUGACACGAAAAAAAACAAAAAGGGGAAAGUUAUUGGGAACCUUGUCAAGCAGAAGGACGACACGUGGGUUAUUAAGACGUUAACCUAUUACACGAUUAAAAGGAAUGAAAACUUCCAGACGGAUGACUUGAAGACGCUGCGACCCAGUGAUGGCCAAGGCUCCGUCUGCCCGGUGGAUCACCAAUCUUUGGGCGCUCCCAGGGUUAAGGGGUAG